Messenger RNA from Argentina anserina (silverweed cinquefoil), 735 nucleotides. RefSeq lists its product as uncharacterized. NCBI's taxonomy places the organism in Eukaryota, Viridiplantae, Streptophyta, Magnoliopsida, Rosales, Rosaceae. Bases 1 to 735 code for a protein of 244 amino acids. The record is from RefSeq and is a predicted model, not a curated record. The transcript has 3 exons. Gene Ontology annotation, molecular function: polysaccharide binding.
AUGGGCGUAUAUGCUCUCAAUCCUAUAGCUAAUGGUACUGAUAACAAGAAGUGUGUCCCUUCUUCCUGCGGCAUCAUCCACAACAUAAGCUACCCCUUCCGGCUAAAACAUGAUCCAAAGCACUGUGGUGUCUCGAGCUUCACUUUGGAAUGUGACAACAAUGUCACAAUGCUACGCCUCUCUUCUGGCAAAUACUACGUGAAGGAAAUCAACUACCGUGACGGCAAUAUCCGAGUCGUAGAUCCUGGCAUUGAGAAGAACAAUUGUGCUACCCUUCCUCGUUUUCCUUUGGACGAAUCAAUUUACAGAUCUUACGGGACGUCAUCGAGUACACCUCUAGCUUUCUUGAAGUGUGCAAAUCAAGUGCAUUCUUCUUCGUAUGUGAGUACUGCUUCGUGCCUCAAAUCGGAAGCAUAUGGUUAUGUCAAGAGAGGCACCACGACCGUAUCGGAGUUGGAAGAUGGGUGCAGUAUAGAAUCGACCACUCUGAUUACUACUUCCGCAACAAUGAAGAGGAACAUGUCCUAUGAAGAUAUACACAAAGAAUUGCUGUAUGGCUUUGAUCUUGAGUAUGAUGUAACUUAUGUCUGGGUUAAUUGCCGAGAGCGAAAGCAAUGGAGUUAUCCAGAAGAUCGAUGUUUUCCUCAUAGCCUCACAGGUUUCUUUCAACUUCUGUGGGCGUACAUUUACGAUUUUGUCCUGCUAGAACUCAAUAUAUGUAAGAACUUGUAUUGA